UAUUUUGACGGGGCUUAGAGGGGAGGGGCGGGGAGGGACGGCGCUUCACGUCAGUCAUGACAAGCGUGGCGAUACCGCCACUGAUCCGCUAAACAGUAUAAAGAUCUCUCGUGGCGAACGCGGCCAACACUUUUGUCUGAUAACUGGGCUCUUUGAGAGAUACUUUAUCCUGUGGUUUUCCUAGCGGAGAAGCAGAAAGUGGAAAAAAAGAAAGGACAGCAGCGAUUAGAUAGAGGUAGAGUCGAAAAAAAGAACCGAGUGCUCCUAGGUAGUUAUUUCUCUACAACAGGCAGGGGCGCACCACCAACCAUAGUAGUGUUACUCUGUCUUAUUCCUCGCCUCCUGUCGUGGCUAAAAAUACUCGAAACUGCAGCGUAAAGUUCUUAUCUGCUUCGCGAGUGUGUUGUGUUUUUCUACCAGGACGAUAUUGUUUUCAUUCCACAGGGCGAGGCUCCGUGGCAGUGUUUCUUAUUGUUGAUGGUUAGUUCAACCUUGAAGUAGUUCCAUGUUUAGAAACGGCCAUCGAGUGACGUACGAGACACUGAAGGCUAUCAUGGUUUGGACUGUAAGGUGUGUUCUACGAGUCGGCGCUGUGGCGUAUUGGUAAAGUUUACUGUGUUGUUGUUUAGGUUUAUUGCCAUAAGACUGUAGCAACCCUUCUUGGGUGCAUUUGUACUCUCUGUGAAAACAUUACAACUGCUCGACUUGAGUGAUAAGCUCACAUAUCAACGUUUAAGUAAAAGUGCGGUGGUAAAGAUGGGUUCACCUCAGAAAGACGGCGUUUUGGAUGGACCAGUGACUGCUGUGAAGCCGAAGGGAGGAAAUCCUUUCAGCAUCAGCAGAGUUUUAGCAGAUGACUUCGGAAAGAACUUUCGUCACGGGCUUCCAGUGAAUAGCAGAACAGCACAGCCAGACGUGUCUCCACACGCUGCCACCGCCUCCUCUGUGUUCUCUUAUCCACACAGCGCUCUACAGCAUCAACAACAACAGCAACAACUUCUUCACCACCAGCAGCAGCAGCAGCAGCAGCAUCUUCCGUCUUUUAUUCACAAUAACAAUAAUAACAUUACAAGUGAAGUAAAUAAAUCGCUGGUAGAUUCGGCUUCGAGAGACGCCAUGACGGUGUUUCGUUACGGAGAUCAUCCCAGUGACCACGAGAAGUCUUUAUCUCCACCUCACAGCACCCGAGUUCCUCACAUCACAGACAGACACACUGACGUACACACAAACGGACGCUGCUCCAGUGCUCGCAGAGAUCUCUCAAGCCCCACAUCCUCACACGGCUCGCCUGAACUGCGAGAUUCGAACCCUACCGACAGCAAUAUCAUCACAACAUCCUCGACCUCAGACCCAGCCGGCGAACCUCGACUCUUCCCUUUCCACAGAGACCACCGUUUUAGCCCAAAUUCGCAUUUUGAGGCUAAUUCUCAGUUUGAGUCAUCAAACUCGUAUUUCAACUCGAAACCUCCUCACUAUCUCCAGAACUGCCAGUACUCCCCGGGUAGUGCUAGCGACGUUCAUGAACGGGAUGCCCAGAGUGGGAAUCGGCUUGUGUCCAGCACUGAAGAGUGUGGUCCGGGCGGCAGAGACUUCACAGAGCGGGAGAGUUCUUGUGGCUCCCCUGUGUCUUGUACAGAUUCUGUCUUCGACAAAGAGGACCAGAACAAUAACACAGACAUUGACGUCGACGAUGAUAUCAGUGACUCAAAACUAGACAAUCAGGAAAACGGCUGUGGUAACGAGGAGGAGGUAAAAUCAGAAGACGGCGUCGAUAAAGAAGACGGUGGGGCUGACGAUGCUAGUAGUACAGCCAAUGAGGGUGAGGAAAAGGAGGAGAAGAAGGAGGGAGAGAAGACCGAGGAGGAAAAGAAAAACGAGAAGCCUCCUUUCAGCUACAACGCUCUGAUCAUGAUGGCGAUCCGCAGUAGCCCCGAGAAGCGCAUGACGCUGAGCCAGAUCUACGAGUUUAUCACCAAGAACUUCCCUUACUACCGGGACAACAAGCAGGGCUGGCAGAACUCCAUACGGCACAAUCUCAGCCUCAACAAAUGUUUUCUCAAGGUGCCCCGCCAUUACGACGACCCUGGCAAGGGCAACUACUGGAUGCUGGACCCCUCCUGUGAUGACGUCUUCAUCGGGGGAACGACAGGGAAACUUCGGAGACGCUCGUCUCAUUCCGCCAGAUCCCGCCUCGCCUUCGGCCGCGCCGGCUUCCCUUAUAUGGGUAUGGGUGGCUUCCCCCGAGACGGCCACCCGGCGCUCUUGCCCUUAUCUCCGUUCUACUCUCUCCCUGGAGUGGUCAAGCACCCAGGAAUGUACUCCUACCUCGGACACAACCUCCUUCCCCCCGCCCCCGGGCUAGACAGCAACCACGCAGCCGUCAUGGCGCGGCUUCCGGGUAUUGAAAAACUUCUCAUGCACGGAAUGACCUCCCCUGCAGCAGCCAUAUCAGCCGCAGCCGCAGCAGCAGCAGUGUCUCAGUCCUCCCUCCCCCGCUCCCCGCCCACAGCCGCUUCCCCGAGAGGCCCACCCGUCAGUAACCCACUCCGCCAAUUCCCCCCUCCCCACUACGCGAGUCUUCCCUCCCCUCUCCCCGCCUCCCCGUUUCUCAUACCUGGCUUCGGACACUUGUGCUCAAAAUCGGUGGGAAUUUCUUCCCUCGCAUCUGGUCCAUCCCCGCCUACGUCAUCAAUGCACAGGAAACUGGACCAUAUGUCCGAAAAUCCCCACGAAGGACACAACACUUCACCGGUCAGCCUGUAUCAACACCUCCUCAGACCUUUCUCAGGACAAGGCCUCGAUUCGGGCAAACUCGUCACGCCAAUGAUCUCGAAUUAACUUUGCAGAAAUACACCUACGUAAUUAAUUUUCUGUUGACACUUACAGUGAUGAGAGACUCAAUGGGUCGCUCAAGAGUCUAUACUACCUCGGCUUUCUGCUGAAGUUUGAUUCUACGUCCACUUUGGGUAAACUUUGAUCCUGGGCAAGCAUGAAGCGAAAGUUCCCGAAAUGUAUUUAUAAUUAUUAUGAAUAUUAUAGAAACAAUCCUAUACUUAGCCCUGCUUGGAGCUGAACCUCAGGAGCCAACUUUGUGCAAACCCAAAACAAUAGAAUUGAAUUAUGAAUAAGAUUUAUCAAGUCUGUUCUCUGAACUUACCUCAAGGUGCAAGUUGAGCGUCACAAGUUAACUUCGGGAAAAUCCAGAACCUGAUUUAGCGUGCAGCUAAGCUAAAGAUUGCAUUCUGUUUCGCUGAAAAUCCCAGGAACUGUGCGCAAUAUACACGAAAUAGUAUACAGUAUUGUAUAUUUUAACAUUAUUAUUAUGUGUUAUGAGCUAAGUCUCAAAGACUUGAACAACUUGAAGAGUUGCGCAUGACGUCAUGGUCUCCCGUUCAGAGAGCUGCCACAUCUCAAGUAGCCUAUAUUGUGUUGUAACAAGAGUAAACUGUGUUGCAGACACUUACAGAGAGUCAGUUUUCUCUGCUUUCCACCAACAUAGAGUAUGGAUCCCUGUUGAUGAGACUAUUUAAUCAUGGAAAUUUGUUCUCAUGAAGAGCAAAUUUUCGUCACAAGGGUCUUCCCGUAGAUGAAUGCUAAAUUGUAGAUGAUGUCAUUGACUCAUUGGCGUGACGUGGCCUUUGCGGUGUUUGUGUGUGUGUGUGUGUGUGUGUGUGUGUGUGUGUGUGUGUGUGUGUGUGUGUGUGUAUCU
This is a messenger RNA of Aplysia californica (California sea hare), 3709 nucleotides long. RefSeq names its product forkhead box protein biniou. Gene Ontology annotation, biological process: regulation of transcription by RNA polymerase II. The transcript has 2 exons. The coding region runs from base 757 to 2838 and encodes 693 amino acids. The record is from RefSeq and is a predicted model, not a curated record. Gene Ontology annotation, molecular function: DNA-binding transcription factor activity; sequence-specific double-stranded DNA binding. NCBI's taxonomy places the organism in Eukaryota, Metazoa, Mollusca, Gastropoda, Aplysiida, Aplysiidae. Gene Ontology annotation, cellular component: nucleus.